This is a messenger RNA of Dacryopinax primogenitus, 1262 nucleotides long. RefSeq names its product WD40 repeat-like protein. Gene Ontology annotation, molecular function: protein binding. The transcript has 3 exons. NCBI's taxonomy places the organism in Eukaryota, Fungi, Basidiomycota, Dacrymycetes, Dacrymycetales, Dacrymycetaceae. Bases 82 to 1203 code for a protein of 373 amino acids. The record is from RefSeq and is a predicted model, not a curated record.
GAUGAUGGGGAGGAAGACGUCGAGGAGUAUAUCAACCAAGAGGAUAUCGAGAUCAUAUACGACGACGAUGCUGACGUCCCCAUGGACGAAGAUGCGGAAAGGGAAGGGGAAGAAGAAGAGCCUGAGCCUACGGAGAACACCUCUGUUGUCUCCUUUGCCCAGCAUGGCAAGUCCGUCUUCUGUGUCAGCAUCCACCCUACCCAACCGCUCGCUGUCUCUGGGGGUGAAGACGACCUCGGGUAUAUCUGGUCACUCCUUACUGGGGAGGUGGUCACCAAGCUCUCGGGACACGAGGAUUCCGUCGUAGCUGCGGAAUGGAGCGCGGAUGGGGAGAUGGUCGCUACAGGGGGCAUGGAUGGGCGUGUGAGGAUCUGGCGCAGGGUGGGGAAGGACGGGUGGGGCAUGUGGGAGUUCUUGACUGAACUCCAGGGGCCGGAUGAGGUCAUGUGGUUGAAGUGGCAUCCCAGAGGACCGGUGUUGCUGGCGGGGAGUAAUGAUAGCACCGUAUGGUUGUGGCAACUCCCGUCGGGAAACACGAUGCAAGUGUUUGCGGGACAUGAAGGCCCGGUACAUACAGGUGCAUUCACUCCCGACGGAAAGCGGAUCGUUACUGCCGACUCGGCGGGUACGCUCAUCGUCUGGGAUCCGCGUUCCCCAACACCGCAGUUCAAGCUCUCCCCUUCCUCUCACUUCCCAUUCGAGAGCGGCAUCACCUCCCUCGCCGUGAACCCCGCGUGCACCCUCGCGGUCGUGGGCGGUGCGGAGGGGGCAGUGCGUAUCGUCAACCUGGGGAAGGGUGAGGUGCUGGGCGGCGUGGAGGGGCAUAGGGAGGGAGAGAGCGUAGAGGCAGUCGAGUUUGUCGAAUUGGUGGGUGCCGGUGUCAGCGCUGGCGGGGUAGUCGUCACCGGUGCUACGGAUGGCAAGGCAUGCGUGUGGGAUGUGGGUACGAUGCGGUUGAGGGUCACUCUGGAGCAUGACGAUGCGGUCACAUCCCUCCAUUCUCACCCUUCCGCUCCCCAUCUGCUCACUUCCGCCUCGGCCGACCGCACACUCAAAACCUGGGACACGCGCACAGGCCAGCUGGUGAAAGAGCACAGAGGCCACCGAGGGCCUAUCAACGCGGCCAGCGUGAGCGCGGACGGGAAGUGGGCUGCGAGUGCUGGUGAUGAGGGCGUGUGCCUCGUUUGGAAUCUGACGCCUUAGAUUGUUCUGUCCUUGUCGCUUAUAUGGAGAUUGGCCCGUGGGGAUUGAAUAAUGAUGAG